AUGGACAAAAUUGACAUGUCCCAGUUCGACGUGUCCAACUUCGACCCUAACGCCAUCCUGCGGGGAGCCCAGCUUACUCUGGUUGGCGUCAAUCGAGCUCUCCAGAAUCCAGGUCUCUUCACUUCGGACCACUACCGGCAGGCUGCUAUUGCUGUAGCUGCAGGCGUCGCCAUCCGCAUCAUCGUCGCCAUACCCAUUGUCGGGGUCAGAGUGCUGUUAUGGAUCCUCUCCCUCUUCGUCAACAUGGACCACACGAGCAUGGACGAGAGUGUCGUCAACGGCCUCCACUUCCUUGAGCACACCGUCCUCCAGGUGCCCUUCUUUCUCAUGACCAUGAUGCGCUACGUCACACCUACUCUGGAUCGCAUGUUCAUGGACUCCCUCCGUUGGGUCGACGAGACGUACGUGCAGAAGCACAAGACCGAAGACCCCCACAACCUCCGCGCCAUGUAUUACCCAAACCUCGAGAAAUACCCCGACCACGCACCCAAGCCCGAGAAGGAGAAGAAGCCUAUCAAGCAGGCUAUAAUGCUAUAUGCCACAAAACAGGGGAGGAAGGCAGCUAUCUCUUUGGCAGUACUGGCAUUGUCCUACGUUCCGUAUGUAGGACGCUUCGUGCUGCCUGCUGCCAGUUUCUACACAUUCAAGAAAUCGGUGGGAACCCAGCCGGCAGCAGCUAUCUUUGCGGGAUCAUUGCUGUUCCCCCGCAGAUACCUGGUCAGCUUCCUGCAAGCUUACUUCUCAUCGCGAACUCUUAUGCGAGAGCUGCUUGAGCCCUACUUCACUCGUGUUCGCUACAAUAAAGAGCAGAAGAAGCUCUGGUUCAAAGACCGAGCUGGUGUGCUCUUUGGUUUCGGUCUAGGCUUCUACAUCUUUGUCAAGAUACCCCUCGUCGGCGUCCUCAUAUACGGUCUUGCCGAAGCCUCUACGGCAUACCUCAUCACGAAGAUCACAGAGCCGCCGCUCCCGCCCACCGAAGCCGACAAGUUCAAGGAAGAGUCACUGCGCUGGAAGAACAAACACGAGUUCCUGAACUUGCCAUGGCAGCACAUGGACGAAUACAAUCUCGCAAUGCACAAGCCCAAGAUUCAAUCUGAAGUCCGCCAGACACCACGAAAGACGUUCAGCUAG
Molecule: messenger RNA, 1131 nt
Organism: Alternaria ventricosa
Lineage: Eukaryota; Fungi; Ascomycota; Dothideomycetes; Pleosporales; Pleosporaceae
Exons: 5
Coding region: 1-1131 (376 amino acids)
Source: RefSeq, a predicted model, not a curated record